This is a messenger RNA of Neoarthrinium moseri, 1014 nucleotides long. RefSeq lists its product as uncharacterized. NCBI's taxonomy places the organism in Eukaryota, Fungi, Ascomycota, Sordariomycetes, Amphisphaeriales, Apiosporaceae. The coding region runs from base 1 to 1014 and encodes 337 amino acids. The record is from RefSeq and is a predicted model, not a curated record. The transcript has 2 exons.
AUGCCUUACACAUUUGACGCCAACAUGGAUGCCUUUGGCGACACCGUUAUGUUCACUGGCGUUGAAGAGAAUCAGACUGUCUUGGUGGAUCCCGCCCUUAGCAUAGCAAACUCGAUGGGAAUUGGCACCGAGAAGGCAAACCCCAGCAUAGACCAGCAUACAUUCCACGUUCAAGCUCCAGAUGACAUGCCCGCCUCUUCCCCUUCGGACCCGUCACCCAUAAACGGUGCAGUUGGUACAGGAUUAAGAUCUAGCUCGGUCAAGGGAGAACAAAAUAAUUCCUCUGGCAGCGGAAACAAAAGAGAUUCCUUCUCAGGAAUGCCAAAGUCAUCGUCUAUGGUGGGACCGCCAUUUGUGGGACCCGGAUCAGGCGUGAGCUGCUCUUGUGUUCAGCAGCUAGUAUGGCUCCUCUAUCAGCUGGACGAGCUUACCCAUACCCCAGGUAAGCCUGUGACUAGUACCUUACACCAUGGCACACCUUCCAUGGGCCCGGUAUUGAGAAAUGUCAAGGCCGCAGAGGAGCUCUGGGCAAGACUCCGGGGCUGUGCUGCACAUGGGACAGAAGAAAGCCUCCAAGUGAACCUCCUGUUCGCCAUGAGCAUCCGCUCUCUGCUCUCGUCUGUAUCGAUGCUCAUCUCCACCAUCAACGCGGCAUCAUCAGUCUCGAGUAUUGCAGUCUCGAUUGGGAACUUUGAGCUGGCAGGCGAAGGGAAGGUCGACAUUAUUAGCCUGGCGAUACGCCAGUCGCUACGAGCCAUUAUUGUGGCACUGAGGCAGCUCUGGGACCGUAUUGGACGCCCACCGACCUCCAGCACACCUAACAGCACUGGCGACAACACAAUGAACUUGGAUGAGAGCUCGACCAAUGCCGGUGCUCUGCUGAAGCCUCUUAAGGCAGGCGACUCACCACCAGCGGUCAUGUUCGCGGAGGAGGCCGAGAGCGCAGCAUCGCUACAAGAUACAGUAAAACAAUGCAUCCAGACCAUAGAACGGAAGUCCGCUCCUUUCAGUUAA